UCUGCAUCUAGUUUGUCACAGUCAUCACUUUCAAUGCAUGUCUGGUUUUACCAUUUAAUUCCAUAUAUUUAAUUUGGUAUAUAUUGGUCUUGUUUGCAGUGAUCAGCCACCCCGUGGAUUAAUGGACAGGAUGUCCCAGUUCAUGUUGCAGUUUGGAGGAAAAUCCACCAAAUGUACAGCUUCAGAAUGCAGUGAUUCAAUUAUGAUAACUGAAGACAUGGAAGGACAAAUGGAUGCAUCUUGUGACAACAGAGGACAGGACCAACUGCGAAAGAGGAACCUCAACAACAAUGCAAAUCGCUGGCCUCUUGCAACACUGAAUAUGAACAACUCCAACAAUACAGAUGACAAAAAGGACGACAGGGAGAUAAAGAAAGAUGAUAAGAAAGAAGAACCAAAAAAUGAUGAGAAGAAAGAUGAAAAGAAAGUUGAGACAAAUGAGAAGAAAGAUGAAAAGAAGGAUGAGAAAAAAGAUGAAAAGAAAGAUGAGAAGAAGGACGAGAAAAAGGAUGAUAAAAAGAAGGAAGAGGAGAAACCAAAACAGGUUUGGAUCAUGGAUCCAGCGACAGAUUUGUACUAUCACUGGCUGACCAUUGUAGCAAUACCUGUCUUCUAUAACCUAAUGAUGCUUAUUACCAGAGCCUGUUUUAAUGAACUGCAGGAUGACUACACCAUCUUAUGGAUAGUUCUGGACUAUUCAUCUGAUGUCAUUUACUACAUUGACACUUUUGUGAGAUCAAGAACAGGUUUCUUGGAGCAAGGGUUACUAGUGAGAGAAUCUAAGAAGCUUUGGGAACACUACAGAAAGUCACCGCAAUUCAGAUUUGAUGUGAUCUCCAUGAUACCAACAGACAUAUUAAUGCUGAAAGUGGGUUACAACAAUCCCGAACUAAGAUUCAACCGGCUUUUCAAAAUGGCUCGUCUUUUUGAGUUCUUCGACCGCACUGAAACCAGAACCAACUUCCCCAACAUCUUCCGAAUCAGCAAUCUCGUCCUGUACAUCCUUAUCAUCAUCCACUGGAACGGCUGCAUCUUUUUCGCCAUCUCAAAAACAAUCGGCUUUGGUUCAGACACAUGGGUUUACCCCAACAUCAGCGACCCUGAGUUUGGCCGUCUUGCCAGGAAGUAUAUCUACUGCUUAUACUGGUCCACUCUCACACUCACCACCAUCGGAGAGACGCCACCACCCGUCCGAGAUGUUGAGUAUUUAUUUGUGGUUUCUGAUUUUCUCAUUGGCGUGCUCAUUUUUGCCACCAUCGUUGGUAAUGUCGGCGCCAUGAUUUCCAACAUGAAUGCAUCCCGUGCAGAGUUCCAGGCCAAGAUCGACUCCAUCAAGCAGUACAUGCAGUUCCGAAAGGUCACCAAAGAUCUGGAGGCCCGUGUCGUGAAGUGGUUUGACUACCUUUGGACCGAACAGAAGACCUGCGACGAAAAGGAAGUGCUCAAGAACCUCCCAGAUAAGCUCAAGGCGGAGAUUGCCAUCAACGUGCAUCUGGAAACCCUUCGGAAGGUGCGUAUCUUCCAGGACUGCGAAGCGGGUCUUCUUGUUGAGCUCGUCCUUAAACUUCAACCACAGGUUUUCAGUCCGGGUGACUACAUUUGCAAGAAGGGUGACAUUGGGCGGGAGAUGUACAUCAUCAAAGAAGGCAAACUAGCUGUGGUGGCGGAUGAUGGCGUCACGCAGUUUGUGGUGCUCAGCGAUGGCGCUUACUUCGGAGAGAUCAGCAUUCUCGGCAUCAAAGGAAGUAAAGCCGGUAACCGCAGGACUGCAAACAUACGCAGUGUGGGAUACUCAGAUCUGUUCGCGCUCUCGAAAGAUGACCUAAUGGAGGCAUUAACCGAGUACCCAGAAGCCAAAAAGGCACUAGAGGAGAAAGGUAGAGCUAUUCUGAUGAAAGACAAUCUCAUCGAUGAGGCUGCGGCCAAUGCUGGCGCAGACCCGAAGGACCUGGAGGAAAAGGUUAGUGUCUUGGAGACCAAUCUAGAUGUGAUGCAAACCAAAUUCGCUCGUCUUAUGGCAGACUGGACAUCCAGCCAGAACAAAAUCAAACAGAGGAUCACCAACAUGGAGGCCCGAGUGAAGACUCUUAGGCAGGAGGAUUUGGAUGAGGUUGUGGAGGAUAAGGACAAAUAGUUCCCCACUGAAAUAGACCCAUAUAGAGGAAUCUGGCAUCAUUUGAGAGGAAUUACUUGAUCUCAAAGUAGUGCCGCAGGAACAUGUACUAUUUAUAGAUGAUUCAGGAAGAGUCUUGGCAUUUCACAAGUCCUAAAUCUAAUUAGUGAAGGCAUGUAAACAAUGACUGAUCAGACAGUUUCAGGCUCACUAAUGCAGGGUUGUCUUAAAGUAAUUUUGAACAACAAUGCGCCAAGAUCAUCCUUCUGAUUUUUGGGCAAUUUGAUUGCUGAUGUUUUCGCCAAGUAUUGCAGUGUCUGAAUUUCAGGUAGUGUGAUUCCUAAACAGAAUUUUAGGAGGGUUAUUGUGCAACUAUACUCUCUGUGAGAUGUCAUGCUUUAAGUGUUUUAACCAGCAUGGGUAAAUAUGCAAAAUAUCCUGCAAUAUUGUUGCAAUGUUCGAAGAAGUUCUUAGGAAUUGCUUCUAAGCUUUGUGGUCUAAUCUGCAAUAUCAAAGCAUUGCUUUCAUGUUAUACCAGAUACCAAAGCAGAACAUCCUUUAAUUUGAUUAAAUGGAGGGUAUUUAAGUAUAUUUUUCACAUGAGAAUAAAAUGGAGAGUCCCCAUUUUAGUCAGUCAUGUUCAGUUCUUGUAUGUGUAUUUUCAUUCAGCUAAUGAAAAAUUGUAUAUGUUCUAGAUUAAAUAAAGAUACUUUAGAAAUUUUCCAAAUACUUGUGUUGACAGUAGAUUGAUUUUUAUUGGAAAAAUGAUCUACAAGUCAACCAUACUGUGCAGUUGUGGGCAUGAUCCUGUUCAGACUUGUCAUUAAUGUGACAAUCUAUGACUUCAGUGUUGGUUCUCCAUGGGGGACGGUAGCCUAACAAUUAGACCAAGCAAACAUUAAAGGGUGGUUAAGGAGCUGUGUUGGAAAUGCAAACGUUGCAGGUUUGACUACUAAGAGAAACACAGAGAGACUGACAUGUAAAAAGAAAUUAGGUAUCAGCAUCUAAGCAUAGUUUCACUCACACACAC
This is a messenger RNA of Cyprinus carpio (common carp), 3143 nucleotides long. RefSeq names its product cyclic nucleotide-gated channel cone photoreceptor subunit alpha-like. The record is from RefSeq and is a predicted model, not a curated record. Gene Ontology annotation, biological process: monoatomic cation transmembrane transport. The transcript has 7 exons. The coding region runs from base 122 to 2134 and encodes 670 amino acids. NCBI's taxonomy places the organism in Eukaryota, Metazoa, Chordata, Actinopteri, Cypriniformes, Cyprinidae. Gene Ontology annotation, molecular function: intracellularly cAMP-activated cation channel activity; intracellularly cGMP-activated cation channel activity; protein-containing complex binding. Gene Ontology annotation, cellular component: intracellular cyclic nucleotide activated cation channel complex; plasma membrane.